AUUGGUGCAGUGGUGCCACGGCUCCCCCGGCAUCAUCCCAAUGCUCACCAAAGCCCACGAGGUGUUCGAAGACGACCGGUACCUUGAGAUGGCGAGACGGUCGUCAGAGGUGGUGUGGAAGAGGGGCCUGCUGACGAAGGGCAACGGCAUCUGCCACGGGGUGGCCGGGAACGGCUACGCGUUCCUGUCGCUGAGAAAAGCCGACGCCGCCGACGGGCGACACCAGCACAGGGCCAGGAGUUUCGCUGGUUUUGCGGCCUCCGCCAUCCUCGGCCCCAACUCCUCCACCGGCGCAAACGCCUCCUCCCGCGGAGAUCCCUUCGGCCCCGGCGCCCACGUCCACCACCCUCGCGGCGGCGGCUUUGGCCUCGGCCGCUCGUCCUCCCACGACGCGGGCAAGAGCAUCCACUCGGCCGGGUGGCCAAGCAACGGCUGCAACAGCGGCGGCGGGGACAGCGGCGGCGGCGACGGCGGCGCCGGGGGCGGCCGGGCCGGGGCCGGGGGCAGGUCCCACUCCGUUGGCAGCGGCGGCGCCUGCGGCGCCGGCGGCGAGAUGCCGUCGCAGGCGGUGCCGGACAGGCCCAUGUCGCUGUUCGAGGGGCUGGCGGGGUCGGCGGCGUUCCUGGCGGACUGCUGCGUGUCGGAGGCCGGGGCAGGCGAGCACGCGUGGUUCCCGUCGCUGGAGCUGUGCUCGUGACGCGGUGGCGUGUGUCAUACCACGGGGGACAGGACGCUACCGAGGUGGUAUUCGUUCGGGUCGGAAGGGCUGGGCUGGUGCGGUGCGUCGAACCUCGUGACGCGGGCGAGCGGGCGUAAUGCGGGACAGAACGCUGCGGUGAAGUACCUUCCUUUGGGUCGGAAGGGUUGUCUGCCGAUGGCUGGUGUGGUGCUUCGAACCUCGUGCCCUUGGCGGGCGGCGUGUGCCAUGGGACAGAUACCGCGGGGGCCCUGCGGGCGAUCGAAGAAUGGGUUGCUGUCGUGCGCUGGUGGUGCGGUGCAUCGAACCCUCGGGCGCAGUUUUUUGCACAAGCCCGCGGCCGGUCAUGAUCGACCAACCUCUGUUGUCAUGGGAUGUAGCGCGUGACGGCGUUUUUUUCUUCAUGGGGGGCGUGGAGGGGGCGUUCCGGUCGCGGUGAUCACGGUUAGACUACGCGGAUGUGCAAGCUGAAGGCGGGGCGUGUCAACGUCAGCGAACAAGCUUUGUGGCAUUUGUUGGGUGUAUGUUGGGGGAUUUCUUUGCGAUUUGUCGCUGAAUUCUGUGUCGUGUUGUGCGGCUCUUGUGGCUUUGAGUGGUGUGGUGUUCUUAGCCCCCCGUUCGUACCAGCCACCAUGAUGAGCUUUGUGUGAAAACGACUGCGUUGGUGGUACGAUGGAGCAUGCGGUUAUUGUUUUUUCGUGUCGAAAAGCCGACUUCCAACAGAGCACCGUAGACGGACGCAAUAUAUAACACGCGGCGCAUGCAUGUCCAUCGAUAGGGAUUAAACGGCGACGGAAGUUGUUACGUGUUUUGCUGGAACGAAAGACUCUUGCGAGACGUCUUGGCGAGAAGCGAUGUUGGUCAGUCUACUGCUGGUAAGAGCCACAGCGAGUUUUGCCGUACCAUAAGCUCAAAAAGCCCCCUCGGCGCUGCCGUCGAGCGCUUUUCCGACAAAAGCUCGGCUGUUCGUGUUGCCAACCUGGCACAGUGCUGUUGAUAUCUGGUAUGUGCGGAGCUGGCACGUUGCUGUCGAUAUCUAGACUAUUUACGAAGAGGGCAGUACACAGUUUUUUUGUUGCUUGCUGGGAUUCUAGAUGAAGCCGCCAGACCCGCGCCGUGUUCAUAAGCGGCUUAUUGACUAAAGGAAGGGGUUGAAUUUCGGCGUGGUACUCUGAGCGACAUGCGACCGUUACAUUACAAUAGUGUUUGUUGAGCGUGCGUAAAUGCACCGAUAGUGUUGUCUUUCUGUUGUUGUUCAUGUGGAUCUAUCGCCAAGAGCAGUAUCGCCGGUGGUCACACAACUGUAUAAUUCGGUGCAUUUCGCACUACUAUAAUAGGCUCCUGCUGCUGCUGCUGCUGCGGCUUGCGGCUGAUUUCUGCGUUGUCUUUGAUUGUCUCUUGUCUUGACUCUUUCUGGCGGGUGUUGGUUAUAAAGGGGGCGUGUGGAGGGAGAGGAGUCCUAAUUACCCUUUUCUCCAAGAGGUUGGCUCUUUAAGGUGAAGUAGAUGUUCGUGUGUGCAUGUGCGUGCGCGUGUGGGUUGCUGAAUAGACGAAUGAUGUCGUAGAUUGUAGCGCUGCCGUCAGCGGUGCGUUGCCGUUGCGUU
Messenger RNA from Ectocarpus sp. CCAP 1310/34, 2301 nucleotides. The record is from the annotation of a GenBank genome assembly. Lineage: Eukaryota; Phaeophyceae; Ectocarpales; Ectocarpaceae.